AUGGGGAUUUACGAAACGCUCUACGCAUUUAACGAUUCUUUCGGAAAAUUUAUGGGCUCUGAGGGCACGCACCCCUGGUCCCAGGGUUUUCCUUUGACCACGCCAUUGCACCAGUUCGGCGGCCCUGAGCUGCCGGCGUCGGUUGAGGUUUCCUGGCAAGACCGGUUCUACCCAAAAGCCUGGGGCCAUCCACUGUUGCGCGAGACCAUUGUCGACUACUACAACACUUACUACGGAUCGAACAUUACGGCCGACAAUGUGAUGAUUUUUGCUGGUGGUCGGCCCGGUAUUUAUGCCGUUUUGUCCUUUCUAAAAAAGGAUAUCCAGGUCCGAAUUGGCAACGUCGAAUGGCCUGCCUAUUUGGACAUUCUGACCCAAACCAACACCGACUGGAAAACCGUGCCGAUGACACCGGCUAACAAUUUUCAUCCGGACAAUCGCGAGUAUUUCGAUCGUGCCGGUUUGAACCAUAAAACAAAAUUAUUCCCGGUUAUUUCCAACCCUGGCAAUCCCACAGGCCAUGCGCGAGCAGGCGCCGAAUUGAAGGACCUGAUGCAGAGGGCGGAGACUUCACAAAACGGUAUCUUGCUGGACGAAGCCUACGAGAUGUUUCAUACGCCUUCGGUCAGCGGCCUUCAAUACGUCAACGACCUUGACAACUCCAACGUGUUUCUUUCCGGCGCCUGUACCAAGGGCCUGCAAUGUCCGGGCAUUCGUAUUGGAUGGAUCAUUGCAUCAAGAGACAAUAUCCAAACCCUCUCCAACUUCAGCUCCUUCGGCAUGGGUGGAGUAUCACAUCCCAGCCAGUUGUACGCGGUGGAACUGUUCAAGCCGGAUCGCGUGGCUGUGCAACGGCAAGCUAUCCAGGAUCACUACAACUGGCAGCGACAACGUUACGGCGAGGCCUUUGCAAACAUGGGUUUGAAAGUGUUCACCGGCAACGGCGGCUUUUAUCACUGGAUGCAGCUGCCCCAGGGAUUGAACAGCGAUGAAUUGAACCAGCGUCUUUUUAAGCGCGGCGCAGCAAUUUUGGCCGGCCGGGAUUGCGACAUGGGACGACCGCACGAAAAGCACCCGGAAUACGUAAGCCCUUAUCUGGAUAUGUUCAGAUUUAGUUUUGGACCGUUAUUGCCUGAGACUUUCGAAAGCGAUAUUGAGCUGAUGAAGGAGGUGUUGGACGAGUACAAAGCAGAGGUGGCGAAACUCAAGACACAGUAA
This is a messenger RNA of Nerophis lumbriciformis (worm pipefish), 1218 nucleotides long. The record is from RefSeq and is a predicted model, not a curated record. NCBI's taxonomy places the organism in Eukaryota, Metazoa, Chordata, Actinopteri, Syngnathiformes, Syngnathidae.